AUGCAUCAAAAUAUUAAUAAAAUCAGAGGAUCAUGGAAAUGUCAAAAGACUGCAGAUCAUGACAAAUAUUUAGACUUUUUACUGGAACUAUGCAAAGAAGCUGAAAAACCAAUUAAAGAUUUAAGCAUUAUUUGUCAUGAUCAACAAGAUGAUGUGUAUCGAAAUAUUUUGAAGCAAAUUAAAAUCAGCUCAAAUGCAUCACGUCUUGAGUUGAAUAAUGAGAUUCAAGCAACAAUGGAUCAAAUCUGUUUCAAUGAUCGUAACCUUGAAGAAGCUUCACGUCAACUUUCCGCAAAAAUUGCUGGAUUUUCAAGUCAACUUGCAUCAAAUACUGCUGAACCUUCAAGUCAACUUGCAUCAAAUAUUGCUGGAUCUUUAAGUCAGCGUGCAACAAACUUUGCUGGCCCUUUAAGUCAACUUGCAUCAAAUACUGCUCGACCUUCCAGUCAACUUGCAUCAAAUACUGCUGAACCUUCAAGUCAACUUGCAUCAAAUAUUUUUGGAUCUUUAAGUCAGCGUGCAACAAACUUUGCUGGACCUUCAAGCCAACUUGCAUCAAAUACUGCUCGACCUCCCAGUCAACUUGCAUCAAAUAUUUCUGGAUCUUUAAGUCAGCGUGCAACAAACUUUGCUGGAUUUUCAAACAGUUCAAGUAAUACAUCUUCAAGUUUUCAAAGUGCUUCAAGUCAUGUUGAUCAAAAUCUCGUACUUCGAUCGAAUGAAGUCAAUUCAAACCUACGAGGAAAUUUUUAUCAAGCCGAUUUAGAAAGAAUUAGGAUACAACAACAACCAAAUAUUGAAAACUCACGUAGAAUCUGGCAAAAUGAUCGACAGAGGCGAAAAGAAGAAAGAAGUAAACAUCAAAAAGUCAUCAUUAUUAGGUCAUUGAUGUCCUUAACAGUCAAAAGAGCUCAAAACAUUUUCGACAUGAUCCGCGCACCAAACUUGAAAGUUUUAAAAGCAACAAUUUUUAAUCCAUUGUUUCGUGAUUAUAAUAUAACUGACCGAAAUCGGUUCCAUAAAGUCCUUCGAGAAGCUACAAAAUUUGAAAAAAUCAGAAAUUUCCUAAAAACUACAGCAAAUUUGAAAGUGUUGAUCCUCAAAAAACUGAAUGUCAACUGUAGCUUAGGCUUUGAGCAUUUUCCAUUUCAAUUAAAGAAGCUAGUUGUGUCUACUUAUGGAUCUGAAUCAUUUGACUUGAUGUUCCCAGGCAGCGAUUUUAAUGAAAAAAUUUUACUAUUUUUAUAUCAUCAAAAAGAAUUUUUAAUGGAUAUUUCAAUAACUUCAACAUUUUUGAAAAUUGCUCGAGAUCAACUUUUUGAAUUCAUUGAAAUUUUAAAUAAUUUUAAUAACUUUGUGGGAUUUGAAGGCAUUGAAAAGUUGGAAGUUCACACUUUAUAUCAAGGAACAAGUACAGUUGAUUGGGAUAGAAUUGUCUCAGCAUGUCCAAAAAUUAAAGAACUAUCGCUUUAUGAUGAAGCUUUUAACAUCUCAGCGGAUAAAUUUGCAGGAAUUGUACAAAAUUGUAGAAAAUUAAAAACUAUUAACAAAUUUGCUCCCGAAAAAUUCGAUCUUAUUUAUAAUUUUUACAAAUUUCUUCGUCAUCCGCCAAUUAGGGAUAUGAAGAUAACAGUAUUUACUAAAAUUCCAUUUUGGAGAUAUCUACAGUUUAAGGACUGUCUGAAGGAUGCUGCAAAUAUUAUUGUUGAUUACAAGUUAAUUGAAUUAAAUGUUAGAAGAGAUGAUCCCGAAAAUUUAUUGAAAUAUUUUGCUAUGAACUUUAAGCUUAUUUGCAAAAAUUAUUGUAGUGUAACGUGGGUGAGGAUGGUUCGGGCUUAG
Messenger RNA from Chironomus riparius, 1839 nucleotides. The record is from the annotation of a GenBank genome assembly. NCBI's taxonomy places the organism in Eukaryota, Metazoa, Arthropoda, Insecta, Diptera, Chironomidae.